Molecule: messenger RNA, 2304 nt
Organism: Somion occarium
Lineage: Eukaryota; Fungi; Basidiomycota; Agaricomycetes; Polyporales; Cerrenaceae
Source: the annotation of a GenBank genome assembly
ACGUCAAAUAAUCCGUAUCAGGGACAUGCUCGACUGGGCCGUGGCGCGCUCGGUGCUUUAACACCGAUAAAUCUACAUCGUUCAAAAGGGCUUGGAAAGAAGGGUCCAGUUCCACGGGUGAAUUGGGUUGGUGUGAAGAUGAGGCACUCGAUGAAGACGACAAAUUGCACACAUGUACAUGUCGGGAAAGUAUACGCGCGGACCGAGUGGAGAAAGGACGGAGCAUGACAGCCAGAACACUUUUGUAGCGCUUGAUCCAACAACCUGGAUGUGUUCUUGAGACUAGGAAAGAAUGAGAUGACGAAAGAGCUGCAGAGCUGCAGAGAACGGCCGGCAAGAGGCGUACAUUUGGCAAGCGCUGAACAAUAUAUUUCGAUCACUUUGGGCGCUUUUAUCCUAGCAGCAGCCACUCUCGUCACAUCCAUUAUUCUCGAGUUCAAAUUCUGGGUUAGCCACGCAUUUGCUCGUAAGAGUUAUUACGACAACAUGGAUCAGAAGACUGGAAAAGCGGGGGUGGAACGAGAAUUGGAGUCAGUCUCCGAAAGACCGACAAAGCGUCCGCGAGUGGAAGAUCAGAACGGGCCUGUGGAUGCAAGUGCAGGAGAAAGCACUCCGUCGCAAAAUACGCAGCUACAGAUCGAUACAUUGGAGGACGACUGGAAUGAGGACGAAGAGAUAGAGGGCGUUCCGGAGCCUGCACGAGCUUCUGACCUAUACCUAGAUACUAUAAACAGGGCAGUCCUUGACUUCGACUUCGAGAAAGUCUGCUCUGUCUCGUUGUCCAACAUCAACAUAUACGGCUGUUUGGUCUGUGGUAAAUACUUCCAGGGCCGCGGACGAAAGUCGUAUGCAUAUGCGCACUCGAUACAUGACGAUCACCAUGUGUUUAUCAACCUAGAAACUACAAAGGUGUUUGUAUUGCCGGAUGGAUAUCCUGUGUCAGAUCCGUCACUCGAAGACAUCGCGUUUGUACUCGCGCCGACAUUUACCAAAUCAUCUAUCGCCCAUCUCUCUACUCCCGCUCAUCUGACGAAGCCUUCGUAUGACUUGUCAUCGAAACCUUACAUUCCUGGGUAUAUCGGUUUGAACAAUAUCAAGCGAAAUGACUACAUGAAUGUUGUAAUCCACUCUUUGCUUCACGUUGCACCACUUCGGGACCACCUACUGUUAUCCAACUAUCGUGGCAAAGAGUCGGAGUUACUAAAGCGCUUCGCCGGUUUGGCAAAGAAAGUGUGGAACCCUAGAUUAUUCAAGAGCCAAGUCAGUCCACACGAGUUUUUGCAAGAGGUUGGCCGAGCGAGUGGAGGGAAAUUCAGCCUAGAAAGGCAAGGCGAUCCGGUGGAAUUUCUUGGAUGGCUGUUGAAUCGUCUACAUAAAGAUAUGGGCGGCACAAAGAAGAAAAAUUCUAGUGUUAUCUUCUCCACAUUCCAGGGCGAGGUGCGAAUGGAAACCCAACAAGUCGUCGUGCGCUCCACUGUCUAUGGUGACGAGAAGCCGCGGUUUGACAUCGAUCGUGAGAUAAAGUCUACAACAUCUCCGUUCCUUUUUUUGGCCGUUGACCUCCCUCCGCCGCCUCUGUUCCAAGAUGCCGUAGAGAAGAAUAUCAUUCCACAAGUCAGCAUCCAGUCUGUUCUGGCGAAGUAUGACGGGAAAACAACACAAGAAUCAGCGGGGCAGCUUCGCCGAUUCAAGUGCCAGCGGCUGCCACCAUAUAUCAUUUUGCACUUCAAGCGCUUUACCAAAAAUAUAUUCGUGGAGGAGAAAAAUCCGACAAUUGUUAAUUUCCCUCUGAGAGGGCUUGACUUCAGUGAUUAUUUAGAUGCACCUCAAUCCCAUCCACCCGCAGUGUACGAUCUCAUCGCCAACGUCACUCACGAGUCAGCAACAGGAACGACACGGGAUAAGGACAGUAUAAUUUGGAAAGUCCACGUACGAGCUGGAGCAGGCGGCGGAGACAAUGAAAAAUGGUUCCAGAUUCAAGAUCUUAUUGUCGAGGAGAUUCGGAAAGAAAUGAUCUUUCUCGGGGAGACUGUGUUACAGAUAUGGGAACGUAGGGCAGACGCGCCUUCGACUCGAAGUCGGAUGGCGGAGCACGAUUCCAGAUGGCUGUAGAUACAUGAGAAUUGCGUAUUAUUAUCAUUUUCGUAUCCCGAUUUUAAAAUGUUGAAGGGGGAGCAACCUCUGCAUGUUCUGCGUCGUCGAGAAAUAGCAGGACUGUCGCCGUAGUUUGACCAACCGACCUCCGCAUACUGUGAACAAACUAAAUCGAACCAACGGAGUCUUCAAUAACAAUUACUUCUAAGA